This is a messenger RNA of Fonsecaea erecta, 927 nucleotides long. RefSeq lists its product as hypothetical. The transcript is spliced from 3 exons. The record is from RefSeq and is a predicted model, not a curated record. Bases 1 to 927 code for a protein of 308 amino acids. Lineage: Eukaryota; Fungi; Ascomycota; Eurotiomycetes; Chaetothyriales; Herpotrichiellaceae.
AUGCAGUUACGGUCAGGCAGAAGAACCCGAACCCUGCAGGCGGCCCAACCGCCUCCUGCCUCUGAAGACUUGCCCUCCUCCGAAUACCCAUUCGAACUGCAACAGCUGGCGGACUUCCUCCGAAGCCACCCAGCCUACGACGAUCAAAUCAAGGAAUUCUACCUCCCCCACGCGCAAUGGGAGCAACUUGAAGCGGAGUCUGCUCUGGAUAGUAGAUUUGCGGGAUCGCUUGUCAAAUACGACUAUUCCUCCGCCACCGAAAUUCUUUCUCUCAGAAUGCCUAGCGCGAAACACGAUCUCUUCCGAGAAUUUAUCGGAAAUAGUUUCUAUCGUUUUCUCCGAGACCCUGCUAUCGCUAGAUAUACACAGUCACUCAAAUAUCUCGACUCUCUUGAUAUUAUGUAUCCGUCUGACAUCGCUACGCAGGUGAUCCAACGUCAACCUGACAUGCUAAUCAGCAACUGGAAGAUAGGCAGAUGCCCAGUCCUCGUUUUUGAAGUCGGAUACGCGGAGCCAGCAUACAAGCUACACAAUCGGGCACGAGAGUAUAUCGAGCGUACUCAAGGUCGUAUCCAAACUGUGAUCACAUUCAACCUCUCCUAUCCAAGAGGCAAGAGAGCAAGUUUCAUAGUUUGGAGGGCAAGCUUUGGGGAAGACGGGCAGUUCAAGAAGGUCGUUCGCGGCGACACCGUGGUGAUUCGCAACGGACGUGGUGAUAUGAACCCCGAUCCCGCGGCCGGACUCUUCCUGUCACUCGAAGACUUUGGCUUUCCUCCAGGAGUGGACACAGGCGCGGAUCGUCCUGGCUUCAGCGUGUCCAUGGAAGAUCUCUACGCAGACGUGAGAUUUGCGGAGGAAGACGAGGAACUGGACAGAGCCGCGUAUGCUGUGUUGAUCGAGAAAUUGGGGCCGUUUGCGAAGAAGUGA